UUAACCAGUUCAGUUUGCAUGGAACUAGUUUGUAAGCGCGAUGCUUUUCUUAAUUUUGUAAAUAUUUAGAUGUUUUUCAGCAUUUACAUUUUAAACCCGUGCUUAUUGUGUAUAAAAUAAUGUAUUCUGAUUAAAAGUUCAACGUGCACUUAUGGUGCUUACUGCAAUAAGCGUGAUUCAAUGCAAAUGCUUAUAUUUGUUGAUUUAAUAAACAUUCGCAAAGUGCACCAUACAUGGGCUCAGUCGGUUGGCGAGGUCUCAUCUGAAAAGUCGUAUAACUAUGGAGCGGGAAAUUUACAGUGCGGAAUACUUCGAGAGAGCUUUGGCGAGAGCUUAUGGUUGUGAAAUGCUUCGCGUUGAGAACUUUCACAUCAAGGCGGUGAGCCAGAAGGGCGAGAACUUUUGCAGCGUCAUCUACCGGGUGGCGUUGGUCUUUCGCAGGUCACCCGAUGGCGCUCUCGAAUCAGGAAAAUAUAUUCUCAAGGAUCUGCUGCCCGCCGCCGCUGCACUGGGCACCAACGAAAAGGAUAUGUUCGAGGUACUCCUGCCUGCCAUGCAAGCCAUUCUUGAAGAAGCUCCAAAGGAGAUUGGCGAACACAAGCUGAGCGCAGAUUGCUUGCUAGUCGAGAUAUCUGCUGGAAAAGAGCUCUACAUUCUGGAGGAUCUGGGCGCCCUAGGAUACGAAUCCUUUGAUCGUCGUCAAGGCUUAAAUCUGGAAGAAGCCAAAAUUUGCGUAAGGAAACUGGCUCAGUUCCACGGUGCAUCCAAGGUUUUGUACGAGAAGAAACCCGAAUUGAUUCAAAGGCUUUCGCCUUCUCACUAUGCCAAUGGAUUGAACGAUCGCUUCGCCCAGGCUCUCGUCUUGGAGGGCGCCGAAUAUGCCGCAGAAGCGUUUGCCGAAGAACUUCCGGAAAUAUCAAAGAAAAUGAAGGCUCAAAUACCGAAAGCAUAUACGAAAAGAAUGCGAGAUGUCGUUGAUCCAAACAAGUCAUCAUUGAAUGCAGUUAUUCAUGGUGAUCCCUGGUUAAAUAACAUUAUGUUUGAUUUCGUUAAUAAGAAGGCAACACUUGUGGAUUUCCAAAACUGUUACUGGGGUAGCCCGGCCAUAGAUCUCUACUUUCUAUUUUACACCAGCCUCAAGCCUGAAUUAUUGCUAAAUAAUCAAGAUGAGCUUCUGAAUUACUAUUUCGACAAUCUUCUGGAAACCCUGCGGCAUUGCGGCUAUAAAGACACACUGCCCACUUUUGGCCAGUUAAAGGAUGAGAUGAAACGGUGUUUGUUUUAUGGAUAUUACACUGUAGUCUGUGAACUUCCCAUAUGUUGUGCUUCCCCUGAGGCAAGUGUUGAUUUCGGGGUUCACACCUUCGUAGAUACGGAUGCUAUGUUAAAAAAGCGACACCAAUUAUUCGCCAGCGAACGAGUGCGUCAAACCAUAAAGGCCACUCUGCUUAUGUUCGAUCGUGAGGGUAUAUUAGAGACGCCCUAAAGAAGGACCUUUUUGUUGUUUUAUAAAGUGCUUAGUUUGUCUUGUCAGUAUUUUCUAUGGAAGUCGGUUGUACGUACAAGUUCCUCCGAUUUUUUAAUAUCAACAGUGAAAGUGAUCAAUAUUAACUUACAAAUACUAAUAGCUAAAAAAAUGGAUGUCUUACUUUAUUCAGUUAAGAAGUGUACAGUUGUUUGUAAAAGAUUUUUGAAUAUAACUUAUUUUUUCCUUCAUUUGCACUUCUAUAUUAUUGAUUCAUUAACCUCCGUCCCACUCCAUUUACAACCAAAUUUUUGUUAAAGGGAAGAAACCCAACUCGAGUAUUGCUCUUUAUAAAUAAAUUUGUUGUCUGCCAAAGUUUCUGGCCAAGAUUUACGAGUGUGAGUGUGUGAUGCAUGUGCCUCGGCUGGCUGCACUAAGAGCGAUAAAGUUCUCCACCUCCUUGAAGCUAAAUAUGCAAAUCGCUUGCAGUUAUUCUUAGAAAGUUGUCAGCUGCCAAGUGUAAGCCAACUCGGCUCCAACUGAAGCCAAGCGAAGCGCAUCGGGGAGCAUAUAGGACCAAAAUCGAGGAGGAAUAUCGUGGUGGAGCGUGGUGGCCAAAGUGCAUUUGACGCCAAUGUUACUUCGAACACACAUGUCCUUCUUUCAAGUGUUUAAAAAGCAAUUUAUUGCUAUUGUUCGAAAGCAGUCAACUAAAGCCUUUAUAAGCUAGACUUUGAAAAGGGAAACCUUUGGAGGAAUUUAUUUAUCGGAGCAAAGUAUUACAAGCACAUACCUUUGUAAAUUCUAUAUAAUUGCUUGAUAAUAGUUUUAUUUUAAAAAGUGUUAAGCACAAUUUUUAUACCUAUAAUGCAAUGCAUUAUCCUUUGAAUUACACAAAUCGUUUCAACUGUCGGUCAAUUACCAUUUCCCCCCACUUUUUACCACUUUCGAGUCCCCAUGGCUAAAAUGUAAAGCUUAAUUAACAUGGAAAACAAACACGAAGGCCCAAUAGCAAACAGAAAUCUGUCUAAGGCUGCCAACCAGUCGAAAGAAACUCAUAAAUCAAUUUUGAAAUGCAUUAGAGACAGGUAACUUGCCGCCGCAUCUCCCCAUUCCCCGAUUUAGUCAAGGAAAUGGCUUCGAGCAAGUGACUGCAGAAUUUCAGCAACUCGAAGGGGUCAACUUUCUGGAGCUGGUCAGUGGCCAAAAGUUACAGCAGAGUCAACCCCCAAGAACGAAAUCCCAGCCCCCUUCGUCACCUAUCAAUUAAUGUGUGUUUCUCCAGUGUCAUGGUAGAAGUAGAAAGAAGCUUCCUUUGCUUUCAUCUGGGGUUGCAUUUACUUAACGCCUCGCCUCAGCACUUAACUUCCGUUUCCUGUUACCCUGUGCAGGGGAAGGGGUUUUGAUACGGAGUCUGCGACUUUCGGGCAAGGCAUUUGCAACUAAUUGAAAGUGCAAUGCGAUGCUGCAGAAUGCAAUUAAUGCCUUGAGGCCCUGGGAGGCCAAUCCACCCAACCACGGACGUCUGCAGACGAGAAGUUGCAUUCGAAACCGAAAUGCACAGAAAAAACGAUGUGCAAAUUAAGAUUCUAUGGGGGUGCUCAAAAAUAACACAGGAAGUUCGAGGAAGUGAGUGCGGUAUUGAUUUUUGAACGAAUCUUGUGUAUAAUAACUAGAGCCUUAGAAACCCUAACUUAAACAAAACUUUACGGUUCUUUAAUCUUCGAACCCUUGACACCCUCUACACAUCUCCUUUUAUUGUAGUCCCGCACCAUUUCCUAUCUGAAUAACUCAAGAAACUUUUAUCAAUUAGCUGCCAAAUACUCAGCGUAAGGCUCAUGUUUGCGAAAUUACGAUUUAAGUCCGAUUCCUGUGGGGCAAACAAUUAAAAGCAAUAAAUUUGCACAGGCAACCAUAAAUCAAAGUCCGAUCAUAAUCUCAGCCCAAGCAAACAGAGAGAAAAACCCAAAAACGAAGCUCUCGCUUCCGCCCGAAUUUUCCCCGCCUUUUCCAAAAAGUUCCAAUCCAAGGAAGUUCACCGCAAUCCGGGGAAAUAGUCGCUUCGCUUCGUUUAUUAAUUGUACAACUGUCUCCAAUCAUAAUUAAUGAACUUUGGCACAUCCUCCGCCGCAAACUCCACAUAUCCCUUAUUUCAUGGGGAGUGGAAAACCAACACUGAAGUAUAAACACAAAUGUUUUCCUUGGCACACCAUAAAUCUUCUAUUUGGCAAAUCUCUGUUGGACCUUUCCGUUCACAAUUCGUGUUGCUCGCUCAACUAUUACUUUUUUUGUUUUACUCGGCAGUUGGCAGUAUCAAUUAGACACAUUAAAGGAUCUGCUGGAUUAGGCUUUUAUUGACACAGAAAAUAUUUUGUUUGAACUUAAACAAAUGAGAAUCUGUAUAAUCGAAUUUUUAAAAGUAGCUUAUGUGCAAUACAUGUUUUUAUAAUUUAAAUAAAUACAUUUCUUGCUCUCCCAAAUGGCGAAGAGUGCUCCACCUGCAUAUUGAGAUUACAUGACUUGGUAGUUUAAGUCCUAGAAUUGUACAUAUGCAAAUCCCUUAUAAUUAACAGCUGGAAUCUUUUGAAGACCACAUACCCUAUUUGCGACCAAAAAACCUAAAAGCAAACAUUUAAAUUGCUAUAAUUUUUCAUUUAGCUGGGGCUUUUCUUCCAACGAUGUCUGCGAGAUUGCGAUUAGUCAGUUAGUCAUUUCGGAGCCAAAUUUAAAUAAUUUCAAAGUGAUGACAAAAGCUUUUCCAGCUAUCCGAGUAAUUAUGUGCCCACAUGGCAUGCAGAGAAGGUUAUGUGGAGACUCUACGCAUUAACACUUUCACGGCAAAACUGUCUAAAGAUAAAUGAAAGCAUCAUUAGUCAUUGGCCAACCCCACAAACCCUGUAAUCACAUGUGUCCUCCACAAUUUUUCACAUUCCAUGCCAGAAGGGGUGGGAUUAUGUGUGAUUAAAUCCUUCAGAUACCCAAGUAUUCAUAUGUAAAUUCUUUGUGGCAGGAUGUGACAGGUCCUGUUUCUAGUCUUGCAACUAAGUACUUUGAGUCUUUUUGGUCCAUUGUGUGUGGCAAAUUAUUUAUUGGCCAUCAUUACUUUGAUUGCCUGAGGCUUUUCGAAAUUUUGAAGCAACACUUUUGAAAUGGAAUUUCUGCUCGGAAUUGAAAAUUCCGUCGGCCUUGCAUGUGUAUAAUUUUAAACCAUUUUCGGCAAACCGUAUAACCAGAAUUGCUUAGCUAAUUCAUAAAAAUAUGUUACAAUUAAGUUAAAUAGGUGCCACUGUAUUUGACACGUAAAAGUCUUCCGUUUCAUUAUACGAUAUGAUAUGACUGUAAAAAGCUAUUUGUCAAAACUCUUCUUUACGACGUUUUUGGUGUAUAAAUAAAGAAAUCCUGCGCUAUUUU
Molecule: messenger RNA, 4876 nt
Organism: Drosophila melanogaster (fruit fly)
Lineage: Eukaryota; Metazoa; Arthropoda; Insecta; Diptera; Drosophilidae
Exons: 4
Coding region: 281-1486 (401 amino acids)
Source: RefSeq, marked reviewed